AGUUAACCAGCCACCGUAGAUGUGCACUUCUCGUCUUGUUGGGGCUGUGUUGUUAUACUUGGAUGUUGUGGUCUGAGGAUCAGCUCGUAAAUGAAAAUUCACUCGGAAGACAAAAAAGCACAUCAAUGUUCAGUCUUGGCCUGUCCGUCGACCAUUUAUGACGUGUUUUUUCACUUGAUGUGCGCAUUUCGCGUUUCCACUGCUUUUUAGAGCCGGCAUUUUUCCGACCAUACCAUUCUGCAUACAACAAGAAGUGUGUGAAGUCUCGACUCGAGGAUUUCUGUAAGAGAUGUUUGUGCGUGCGUACAUAUGAAGAAAGGUGAAAUCCAAGGGUGGACGAUAAUUGUCUAACCUGUUCUAAUCGCGUAGUGAGGCAUUUUUGUGGGAAACUAUUCAAGUGGAUUGAUUCUUCCUAAUUUUGGGAGUGUUUACCGAUUCUACGUUCGCCUGCACUAGAAUCAAAAAUUGUGACGAAGAAUACGAAAGUGUUUAUCCCCAAUCAGGUGCUCACAGUUUCACAUACUGUUCAUCGUGCGUAGUUGCAUCGGAAACCUGUUCCAUUGAAGUUUACCUAACGGAUCGGUCAUUUUAAAGGAUUUGAACAAAAUGUUACUGCGAAAUGGCAUAAGUUUAAUUUUACUGCUAAUGUGUGUGCUUUCCACGUUACAAGCGGCACCCAACAAUCAUCGUCACAGUGACAGUAAUACUGAGGUGGUGACGAUCAAAGAAAACGAGAACGAAACAAUCAAAACGGCAAAAUCAUUAACAGCUGGCAAUAGGACCAAGAAAUCCAACCUCAAGUCGACACCAAUUACCUACAUCACCACGCUAGCGGACGUCGCCCAUCAGCACCAUGCCAAAGCGUCUACGCCGAAGAAAUACAGCGGCAAACCGAUGGCGAAAGCUCGUGACGACAAAGAACUGCAGCAACACAAGACAGUCAAAGUCAAGCAUCAUCAUUCGGAAAAGUCCAACGGCAAGUCUCUGGAGGUGCCAAAAAAGGAACCUCUGAAUAAUCCAGCAAUGCUCAGCAAAUUGGGUCUUGGCAAGCUGCACAUCUCUUCUAGCCAUCACAAGAAGCGAUUAGCGGUGGAGUCUCGCCACCAUGGCCGACCCGAUGACUCACAUAUGUUCGUGAUCAAGCUGCCACCAAAUCCGUACUACUACACCAACAAUGGACCGGUUCCGGCGCCCAAUGCGAUCGAGGAUGUAGGCAAAAAGGUCCCUGUGGGUUUCAAAUCGAAUGGAAAGCCCGGUCGAAUCUACCAUUGGAACAUCCCCGUGCUGAAGAAGAUCCUCGGCAACAAUCAUGGACGGAACCCAAAUUCACGACACCAUGAUAACAUCGAUGAACUUAUCGACAUUAAAGAUAUUCCCACGUGGAGCAAGCCAUGGGAGAACGAAGCGUUGGACAAAUCAUUAAUCAAGUUCAGCACUGUGGAUCAUGUUGAGAAACUCCAGAAGAAGAAAUCUCCCUCCUACUAUGCUCCUAUCAAGGCAAAAAAGAGCGCUCAAGGAAAAUAUUAUGCUAGCAAUGGCAAACCUCAAAGCUUCUAUGUAAUCGAAAAAAGCCUCCAGAAGAAUCUGAAACCAAUUCAACACCACAAACUGAUUCCGUAAGAGCAAUCGUUUUGAUUAUGAUCUUCUUGCCAGUUUUUCGAGUAAGAGAGGAACGCGUAUAGAUAGUACAUAAGAAAAGUUAAGACCGUGCUUAUAGCGGGGAAUAUGAAAUCAACGUACACGUAUUGAGCUUUAUACAAUUUACAUGAGAGAGCUUUUCUUUAGUAGGAAAGGGCGUUACGCGGCAGUCUUUGGUUGGUGUCUUUGGAGAUUAUUCAUAGGAUCGUUCGUUACGUUAUUCGAUUUGUAUAGAAUUGCUGCAGAGAUGCCAACCGAAAUGGUCAUUUUUCGGAUCAUAUAUUUAUUUUUUUCUCAGUCGAAACUGGGUAUUAACGAAGCGAAUAAACGCACACAUUUUAAUAUUAAUAAUGAAUAUCAUUAAGAUUAUAUAUAGAUAGCUAGGCAUAAGGAGUAAUCAAAAGCAAUUGAAAGACUAAAAUUUUACAGUAGUGUAUAAGGAACAUGUAAAUUAAACACAAAAUAACAACGGUCCGAUAAGACCUUUCCUUGCUUCUACGAAACAUUCGUUAAGAUUUUGGACUUCC
This is a messenger RNA of Aedes aegypti (yellow fever mosquito), 2165 nucleotides long. RefSeq lists its product as uncharacterized. The transcript has 4 exons. Bases 607 to 1620 code for a protein of 337 amino acids. The record is from RefSeq and is a predicted model, not a curated record. NCBI's taxonomy places the organism in Eukaryota, Metazoa, Arthropoda, Insecta, Diptera, Culicidae.